Effrenium voratum is the source of this 2121-nucleotide messenger RNA. NCBI's taxonomy places the organism in Eukaryota, Dinophyceae, Suessiales, Symbiodiniaceae. The record is from the annotation of a GenBank genome assembly.
AUGCUCCUCGAGGACCGCAUCGGCCUCAUCGAUGCGGCGAUUGGCAUAAAUAAGGCGGACUUGAAUGAGCACACCCUCGUCACGAAUCUAGUCCUGCUUCAGGAUCACGUGGACGAGUUCCCAGCUUCGUUGAGCGUCCGCUUGACCGAGCACCUUGUCAAGUUCAGGGUUCUGAGGGUCUUUGCGUUGGCUGACCGGUCAGAACGGCUGACUGCCAUCGAUUCCUUGGUGGGCACGCUGGAGCUGUGGGAAUUUGCGGGCAACAAUGUGCCAAAGCUGCUGGAUCGCACAAACCCAUCCUUCUUGCCAGUCAUUGCCCUCCUCAAAAGCACGAACGCUAGUGCCGGUGGCUUGCUUGAGGAGGAUGACUUGUUUGGAGGGCUUGCGCCUCCGGACGAAUCGAGCGAGAAACCUGACGCUGAGCAGCCGCCGAAGCCGGCGUCGCCGCAAGAGGAUGCGAAGGCAGGUCAUCAACAGGCGUCCCAGUUGCGGCAGGCGCUGGCAACCGCUGUGGGCGAGUUCCUUUCGAGUGACAUCUUCCUGGACUUGGUGCACAACGUCGCCGAUGAUGAGAAGCGGGCCUCGCUUGAGCGGCUUGUUGGCGGUGUCUUGAGCUUGUGGACGGCGGGCGGCAAUGCUGCUACUGGCUUUUUCGACCAAGACGAGCUGGGCAAGACCAUGAAAUUGUCCUACAUGCAGUUCUUGCAGGUCUGCAAAUGCCUGGCCCACCUACUGCGUGUGCCGGCCCCGGCCAGCUUGGGCUUGAGCUCACGUGAAGUUACGGCGAUCACUGUGCAGAAGGCCCCAGACACAUUCACAAGAGUGAUCAAGAGUUUGUUGACAGCACCUGAGCCUGAUUCGGUGGACAGAAACGUGGUCAAGGCUGCCUCCCGUGAGUUCUGGUGCAAGGAGGUGAGCGAUGUCAUCAGGACUGCGGCUACUGACGGGGAAAGCAAAGUGCAUUGCGAGAAGUACUUGUCCGAGUUGCAGGCUCUUGCGGAGGCUCCGGCUUUGUUGUCUCCGGGCUGCGCUGGAAAUUUGGAAGCCAUCCUGUCGCAUCUCCCCAAGCUCAAGAAGGCGAUGCGCAGGGGCGCGGUGGACAGCCUUGAGGAUGCUUUGCGCAGUCGUGUCAUCCAGCUUGGAGAAGGCAUGCUCAGCUCAGAUUCUGCGCCCAUUUCCUCUACCGACCUGAGCACUGUGCUCAAUGGUCUAAAGAGUUUCGGCGCAGAGAACCGCUGCGCGGAUUUGCACGUGAAGUUGAUGAACUGGGCCACCAGACACAAUUCUUCGAUGGCGCUGGGGGACUUUGUCACAUUCCUUGACGGUUACAUGGAUUCCGUCUCCAAGCAAUCGUACCCAGAGGUGAUUGCGGUGGACGCGGCUCACGUGAAGGCGGUGCUUGCGCGGCUUACCUUGCCUUUGCCCGGUCAUGUGCUGGAGCGGCUGCACGUGGUCGCGGCGCACUUGCUGAGGCGCGCUGCCCUGCAGGUGCAGCUUUCCUCGGAGGUUUCGACAGCGUUGACCGGCUUGGUGGCAGUGCUGAAGGGCCUGGAGAAAAUUGCCGCGCCCAUGCAGCACAUGAACUACUUCGUGGAUGGAACGGAGAUGCUCAAGGUAGUGGUUACGUUCAAGCUCCAGCUGAGCAAGCUUGACUUGAGCGACGGCUUCAAAAACGACGUCAAGCACUCGAUGCUCUUCCAGCUGUGCUCCUUCCGCAAGGCUUUCACUGAGGUAACCUCCAAGCUGAACACUUACAUUGGCACUCACGCAGGCCAGAAUGCUGAUGAGGAGGAUCCCCCGAUCCUGCAGGUCUGUGCUGACCUUGCUGCUCCCUUGCGGCCCAUGAUGGAGCCAGAGGAACUCAUAGAUGCCAUCCGGAAGCAAUGCGCCCAGCACAAGCUGGCUCUCCAGAGUCUGAUGGCUGGCGUGGAGUCCGCGUCUGGCCAGUACUACGGAGGUGAGACUUCGUGGAAAGCAAAGCUUUCAGCAGACGCAAGCCUGACUGACGUGAUUCAGCACGCGAACGCAACCCUUGGCAAAAUAGUGGGCAAGGUGCUGAAGAAGCAGCUAGGUGAUUUCAGCAAAGACCCUUGGCUGUAUCUUGUCUCGGGUUGGGUUUAG